Messenger RNA from Ilex paraguariensis (yerba mate), 582 nucleotides. Lineage: Eukaryota; Viridiplantae; Streptophyta; Magnoliopsida; Aquifoliales; Aquifoliaceae. The record is from the annotation of a GenBank genome assembly.
AUGUUGUUCAUCCAAUCACAGCUAUACAGCUGGAAUGGUCCUUAUGGACUAGAGAUGCAGAGGAAGAGGUCAUUUCCACUUGCAAGAGCACUUAAGAAAUUAGUUGAAGAGGGUAAAAUAAAUUACAUUGGUCUGUCUGAAGCUUUACCUGAUAUAAUCAGAAGGGUGCAUGUUGUUCAUCCAAUCACAGCUAUACAGCUGGAAUGGUCCUUAUGGACUAGAGAUGCAGAGGAAGAGACUAUGCCAAGGUUUCAACCAGAGAAUGUCGAGCAUAAGAACAAGUUGUACGAGCAAGUUAAUAUAAUAGCAACAAGGAAGGGAUACACUAUACCACAGCUAGCAUUGUCCUGGGUCCAUCACCAAGGGGAUGAUGUUUCUCCCAUACUUGGCACCACCAAGAUCAAAAACUUCAAUCAGAAUGUCGGAGCUUUAUCUAUAAAACUAACACCCGAUGAAAUGGCUGAGCUUGAGUCUAUUGAUACGGCUGAUGCGGUGAAGGGUGAGAGUUAUUCAUCUUCACACAUGGCUUUCACUUGGAGAUUUGCAAAUACUCCUCCUCUGUCCUCUUGGAAAGCUAAAUGA